ACGUGGUAUUGUGUCUGUUGCGAUAAACAAAGAUUUGCAUUCAUUAUGCCGCCUAAAGCUAGUGGUAAAGCUGUUAAAAAAGCUGGUAAAGCUCAGAAGAACAUUAGUAAGUCCGAUAAAAAAAAGAAGCGUAAGAGGAAGGAAAGCUAUGCUAUUUACAUCUACAAAGUACUUAAACAAGUACAUCCAGAUACUGGAAUCUCCAGUAAAGCUAUGAGUAUUAUGAACAGUUUCGUCAACGAUGUUUUUGAACGAAUUGCCGCGGAAGCAUCGAGAUUAGCCCAUUACAAUAAACGUUCGACAAUAACUUCUCGGGAAAUUCAAACUGCAGUGCGUUUGUUGUUACCUGGUGAGCUCGCAAAACACGCUGUUAGCGAAGGUACUAAAGCUGUGACCAAAUACACGAGCUCAAAAUAAAUGAUUAAUAUCGUGGAAAUAUAAAACCGGCCCUUUUUAGGGCCACCAAUAAUUUUUUACGUUGAACAUGUUUCUUAUAUGGAAAUAUUCAAAUUUUUAUUUGUGCUAUUUUUUUUAUAUUUGACUAUUAUCUUUCUAAUUUAUAUCAUCUCUGUAGCUUGUUAUAAGAAUUAUAUUAUAAUUUUUUAAAUUUGUCUAUAUACCGAAUUGUAGAUUUAAAUGUUACAGUAAAUUCACAAGAUGUUUUAAGUUUAUUGAUAAUUUUGCCGAACCUGCACCAACAAAUUCUGAUAUCAAAAUUGACCAAGCGAUCGUUGUAUCUUUGCAAUUUUCCUAUCUUUGAUCAGGAUCAAUGCACAUAUAUACCGAUAAAAUACAAUCGGAUCUCAUUCGAAUACUGUCAUUAAUUACAAUAUAUAUCAGAUUGGCUAUAAUUUUCUUAUUUUAUUAAAUUACGACAUAUGGUUUCUAAUGGCAAAAUUGAAUAAUAAAAAUUGUUGUCUAAUCCAUAAUUUUAUCGUAUACGAUUGACAAUGGUAUCAUGUGAACAUUUACAUACAUAAAUGAAUAUAUGCGCUAUUAUUAGAAAGGAGUAAAAUAAACGCUUAAAAAAACAAAACUGAA
Vespa crabro (European hornet) is the source of this 1041-nucleotide messenger RNA. Its product is annotated as histone H2B-like. Gene Ontology annotation, molecular function: structural constituent of chromatin; DNA binding; protein heterodimerization activity. The record is from RefSeq and is a predicted model, not a curated record. The coding region runs from base 46 to 417 and encodes 123 amino acids. Gene Ontology annotation, cellular component: nucleosome. The transcript has a single exon. Lineage: Eukaryota; Metazoa; Arthropoda; Insecta; Hymenoptera; Vespidae.